This is a messenger RNA of Lucilia sericata (common green bottle fly), 3270 nucleotides long. RefSeq names its product high affinity cationic amino acid transporter 1 (gene slif). Lineage: Eukaryota; Metazoa; Arthropoda; Insecta; Diptera; Calliphoridae. Gene Ontology annotation, biological process: transmembrane transport; amino acid transport. The transcript is spliced from 4 exons. Bases 191 to 1981 code for a protein of 596 amino acids. The record is from RefSeq and is a predicted model, not a curated record. Gene Ontology annotation, cellular component: plasma membrane. Gene Ontology annotation, molecular function: amino acid transmembrane transporter activity.
CAGAACAAGUUUAGACCGUGUCGCGUGCGGUACGGCUACAAAGUUUAGUCUUGAAAAAAAGAAAUACUUAAAAGUGUUUUACGAUAUAAAAAAUAACUUAAGAAAUAAAAUAAAAUUUUAAAAUAUAGUGUUUAAAAUAAAAAAAAAAAAUUUUAUAAAAAAGUUCUAACAGCAAAAGUUUUAAACAAUAAUGGUGAAUUUUUGGAAUGCUUUAACACGCCGUAAAACUGAUGAUGUUAUUGAAACGGAAUCAAAAUUAGCCAGAGUACUCAAUGUUUUCGAUUUAACAGCUUUGGGUGUAGGCAGUACAUUAGGUCUGGGUGUUUAUGUUUUGGCCGGUUCGGUGGCGUAUAAUAUUGCUGGUCCAGCAGUGACACUAUCAUUUUUGAUAGCAGCAGUAGCCUCAGCAUUUGCUGGUAUUUGUUAUGCUGAAUUUGCUGCCAGAGUACCUAAAGCCGGCAGUGCUUAUGUUUAUAGUUAUGUGACAAUAGGAGAAUUUGUGGCCUUUACUAUCGGCUGGAAUAUGAUAUUGGAAUAUGUGAUAGGUACCGCCUCGGUGGCUAGAGGUUUUAGUGGUUAUUUCGAUUCUUUGAUUGAUAGAAAUAUGUCAAAAGCUUUAGCGGAAGCAGUACCCAUUAAUGUUGGUUUCUUAGGAGACUAUCCUGAUUUCUUGGCUUUUGGUUUGAUAUUGAUUUUGACGGGUUUACUAGCAUUUGGUGUUAAGGAAUCAAGUUUUCUUAAUAACAUAUUUACCACGGUUAAUAUGUUGACCAUUUUAAUUGUGAUUAUAGCUGGAAGUAUUUAUGCUGAUAGUUCCAACUGGUCCAUACCCCAGGAUAAAGUACCAGAAGGCUUUGGUACUGGUGGCUUUAUGCCUUUUGGUGUGGCUGGUGUUAUGGCGGGAGCUGCUAAGUGCUUUUUUGGUUUUGUGGGCUUUGAUGGUAUUGCCACUACCGGCGAAGAAGCCAUCAAUCCCAAACGCAACAUCCCCUUGGCCAUUAUUAUUUCCUUGAUAAUUGUUUUCUUGGCUUACUUUGGUGUUUCUACUGUUUUAACUUUGAUGGUGCCCUAUUUUGAACAAGAUCGUAAUGCUCCCUUCCCGGCUGCCUUUGAUGCUGUUGGUUUAAUCUCUGUUAAAUGGAUUGUUACUGGUGGUGCUAUUUUUGCCUUGUGUACCUGUUUGCUGGGUGCCAUGUUCCCCUUGCCUCGUGUUUUGUAUGCCAUGGGUAGUGAUGGCAUUCUAUUCAAGAAGUUAUCCAAUGUCAAUGAUUACACUAAAACUCCUUUAAUAGCCACUAUUAUAUCUGGCUUGUUUGCUGCUACCAUGGCCUUGAUAUUCGAUUUGGAUCAAUUGAUUGAUAUGAUGUCUAUUGGUACUCUCCUGGCUUAUAGUAUUGUGGCCAUUUGUGUACUGGUUUUACGUUAUGAGGAUGAGGGCAUGACAACACAAGUAACUCUUAACUGUCCCACUAUUAUUAAACAGCUUUUCAAUGGCAACUCCUUUAGAGAACCCAAUUGUUUGAGUUCUGCUAUAACAAAAAUUGGUGUAGUGGUCUUUGGUUUGAUUUGUAUUUUAUGGUGCAGUUUGGAUAAACUUUAUACAUUUGGUUCCACCAAUAGUAUAAUUGCCCUAAGCAUUUUAGGCGUAGUAUUAAUAGUGAUUGUAAUAAUAAUUGGCUGUCAACCAGUAUCCAUGGUAGAGUUGACAUUUAAAGUGCCUCUAGUACCACUGAUACCUUGCUUGAGUGUUUUUGCCAAUCUCUAUCUGAUGUUCCAAUUGGACAUUAAUACUUGGAUCAGAUUCCUCAUAUGGCUGGCCAUUGGUUAUGUCAUUUAUUUUGUUUAUGGCAUAAGACACUCUACACAGAUCACUAGAAAUAAAAAUCAUGCUGAGGCUGCCAAGAAAGUGCAAUUUACAAAUAUGGCCUUCGAACCCGAUUGGAAGUUAGAGAAUGGUAAAGUUGAAAGUGCAAAAUUAUGAAAAGUUUAAAGCACUAAAUUUGAUACAAUAUGAGCUAUGUCUAGGAAGGUUUAAUUAUUUGCCUUUUUUGGGCAAAAAUACUCCUAUUUUCUCAGUUAUAAACAUGUACAUAGAAUUUAAUUAAUUAAGUUUUUUGCAUUAAGUUAAGCUUAAGUUAAACUUAGUUUUGAUAAUGUUUUAUACAAGAAAAUUUAUAUGGUAUUAAACCUUUAAGUAUUGAGAUUUAAGAAAAGUGGCUAAAGAAAUCAUAGAAAUAUUGGCACAAAUUUGAAAAGAGCCAGUAGAAAUGUUGCCUAAACUUGCAACAAUUUCCUAUAAAAAUAUGUGUUUAAUAUUGUGCAAACUUUCUUUUAAAAUAUUUGCUCAAAUUUAUGAAAAUCUUCUAUAAAAAUGUUCUUUCAAAUUAGAGAAAAUGUUCUAUAGAGAUGUUCUUCCAAAUUUGUGCAAAUCCAUAGAAAGGUUCUGUCAAAUUUGAGCAAAUUUUCUAUAGAAAUAUUCUUAUAAAUUUGAGCAAAUUUUCUACUGAAAUGUUCUCUCAAAUUUGAACAGAUCUUUUAUAGAAACUUUCUCUCAAAUUUGAGCAAAUUUUCUAUAGAAAUGUUCUCUCAAAUUUGAGCAUAUUUACUAUAAAAAUGUUCUUCCAAAUUUGAGCAAAUUUUCAAUAGAAAUGUUCUUUCAAAUUUAAAAAAAAAUUUCUUUAAAAAUAUUCUCUCAAAUUUAGGCAAAUUUUUUAUUGAAAUGUUCUCCCAAAUUUGAGCAAAUUUUCUAUAGAAAAUGUUCUCUCAAAUUUGAGGAAAUUUUCUAUAGAAAAGUUUUCUCAAAUUUGAGCAAAUUUUCUAUAGAAAAUGUUCUCUCAAAGUUGAGGAAAUUUUCUAUAGAAAUCUUUUCUCAAAUUUGAGAAAAUUUUCUAUAGAAAUGUUUUCUCAAUUUUGAGCAAAGGUUUAUAGAAAUGUUCUCUCAAAUUUGAGCAAAUCUUUUACAGAAAUGUUCUUUCAAAUUUGGGCAAAUUUUCUAUAGAUAUGUUCUCAAAAAUAUGAGUAAAUUCUCUAUAGAAACGUUCUCUCAAAUUAGAGCAAAUUUUCUAUAGAAAUGUUCUCUCUAAAAAAUUUGCCUAAAUUUGCGCAAGCCUACUUUUGUUAUCACUAUUUUUAUAUUUUUAAGUAUUUUAAUUUGAAGCCCAACUAGAAUCCCAUAAUAGCGAAUAAAAUAAUUGUGAUAUUUGUUAAAUAUUUCUAAUUUUGAUAUAUUGUUAUAUCACACUAAAUAAAGUAGUUGUAUUAGUUAAAAAG